UGUCAAAAGGGAAAUAAAUAAUUAAUCCCAAAAAGGUUUUAAAGUAAAACAAGUAUAGUAUAAAAAUGGGGACCGAUUUUAGACGAGAAUGGAUAAAAAACCGCAUUACUACAUUCUUCGGAUUACCUUCUUCUGAAUAUUUUGAAGAAAUGAUGACCAAUAAGGAGGAACUGGAAGACAAAUUUUACUCUUUUUUGGAUGAUACUGUGGAUACUAAUGAAAGAAAGGCAUUUUUCUUUCUGUAUAAGACUUCAUAUGAGAAAUUAGUCGACGAAGAAAUAUUAGUUCCACAGAAAGUCAUAAAAGAAGCUUUACCAGAACUACCACCUGAACCAAAAAAGAAAGGGAAAAAGGGGAAAGGGAAAGAAAAGAAAAAGAAGAAAGGUAAAGGAAAAAGCGAGAGAGCCACUCCAGUUUCUGAUGAUGAAACUGAAGGAGGUAUUCCAACAUCUGAGAACUUAGCAGGACAAACAGAAAUAGAAAACGCAGAUACAAAAAUAAUUUCUGAAGACAGACAAGAUACUGUAGAUACAUCGUUAACGAUUAGUGGAUCUGAGCCUCCUUUAACAGAAACAGAGGCUUCUACUUUACAAACACCAGAGAUAACAGAUGCAGAGACUACUGACGUUGAAGAUAUACCAACCGAUAUCGAAGAUGGAAAAAAGAAGAAAAAGAAAAAGAAAGAUAAAGGCAAAAAGCAAAAGAAAAAGAAAAAAGAUGGUACACCUCAGAUUGAGGCUGAAGAAGAUGAAUACAUCAUGGUUCCGCAAAUAAUACAAAAAACAAUAGUAGAUUACAUACUUCACGGCGAGUUCAUGAACACUGGAGAGAAGAUGUUCGAAAGUGACAGCUAUCGAAUAAUAUAUUUUUACAGAAAAACAGACGGCGGAAUUCCACGCUUCAAGCAAGCUUCAGAUGCUGAUAUAGAGAUGCCAUAUUAUUUCUUGAUUGGUUCCAGCACAGGGAAUUUCUUACAUUCAGUUACUCACUUGUGCAGCCAGAUGUUCACACCCUUAAUAAAAGGUUGCUUCGAGGAGCCAGCACUGAAAGCUCCUGGAAAGGACAAUGGAAAUGAAGAUAGAGGUACUCGGGUUUCAUCAGAUUUUAGGCGGCCUUCUGAUUAUCGCAGGAUAUCAAUGUACGUAAGUAAAGUACAACGAACUCACGAUGAUAACGAGUUCGAAAUACCCGACGAUCGACAAGAUGGUAGUCUUUCUACACCCAUCAAGGAUGAACUGUUUAGAGAAGUUUCGACUAUUGUGCAAUCUUUCGAAUGGGUUGCGGAACAUGUUGAGGAUGAACUGGAUUUACCAAUGGUUGAUUUAAGUGAUAUCAUUCACACAGAUUUCACCGAUGAGGAAUUGUCCACAAUGCCCAAUAUUAUUGCUUUAUUAGAGGAUGCAGUCGAAGGUUGGGAGCGACAUAUCUUGAAAGUUCUAGAAACAUAUUUAGUUAAGACUCCUGUGGGAAAAGGACCCUUACCAGAAUAUGAAUAUUGGCAUGAUCGAGAAGCAGCGCUAAGUUCUAUAGUGGAGCAGUUAAAAAAACCUCUUUUAGUGAGAAUUUGUAAUAUUCUCGAAAGAGCGAAAUCCCCAGCAAUCGAUAGUUUCCUCCAGUAUCAAAUAAACCUAAAGCGACAUUAUAGUACUGCUAAAGAUAACUUUAAAUUCCUGUCCACUAUUUUCAGAUUUCUUAAGCUGCUAACUCAUAGUAACGACUUUCAAAAAGUCACAGAAUCAAUACCUCAUUUAAUGGAAGGUCUUCAACUUAUCUGGGUGCUAUCUGGAUACUAUAAUACUGAUGAAGUUAUGGUUCCCUUUAUGGAGAGAAUAGUAUGGUGUCUAUUAGAAAAGGUCAGAAAUUCGUUAAACAAUGAAAUGUUAUUCAGACAUCCCAUUGAUAUGGUAAGAAAGUUAACCAAUGAUGCCAGGGAAAUGUUAGAAAUGUGGCAAACCGCCUAUUUAAAAACGAGGCAGAAAAUUGAAGACUCAGGAAAAGGGCAACGUUGGGAAUUUGAUAAGAAGAAACUUUUCGCCGCAUCUAAUUAUAUGGCUCGUGUUUGUAGAGACCUGAAUGAAGUGGCUACGAUUAUCUAUCAGUUCAAAAAUAUUUUUGGACCUGAGCUGAGAUCGAUUGUGAGCGACCCACAGAGUAUUGACAAUGUUGCUAAACGAGUUGAUAAACUGGUCGUCCAGAUCGAGAAUACUGACUUUGAUAUUUUCGAUUUAAAUAGCAGUGAAAAUUGGGAAGCUAUCAUGGGACAUUUUUAUAAAGAGGUACGUCAACUGGAACUAGAAGGCGUCAGCUUUAUUGACCAAAGCUUUAAAAUGAUAAGAUCCUCAGAAGGGGCUGUGGAUAUGCUGUUAAAAUUUAAAUAUAUUGAAACACGAGAUGUUAUCAUGAAAAAAUUGAUGUCAAAAUUUGAUGUCAUUUUAGAUCAGUAUAUUAAGGAAAUCCUAACUGUCGACGAUAAUUUUACUAGAUAUAAAAGACAUCCUAUAGAGUAUAAGAAUUUACCAUCUAGAGGAAGUGCAAUUUAUUGGGCACGGCUUCUAUACUAUAAACUUAAGAGACCAAUAUUAAAGUUUCAAAAGGUUCCAGAAAUAGUUAAUUCUUCUAUGAAAGCCAGCACCUUCAAUCAAUAUUUGAAAUUUGCAAAAGAACUGAAAGCCUACGAACAGACAAAAUUUGAUGAUUGGGUUCAAAAAUUCAGUGUUACCAUGGUAAAAGCACUACAAAUGGAUAUCGUAAAAGUAGUAAGUGCAAAUAAGAAAAGUACAUUUUAUAAAUCACCAAAAGCUAGUGGCCAUCCAGCAGGCGUAGGAAAGUCAAGUGCUAGGAGUAGUUUAACCAAAGUUUCAGUAGCCAAAGGAUCUUCAGGUCGAAGAGAUUCCAGUAAAUGCAGCACCCGCUCUGUUCAAAAUGUUUUGGAACGAAUUAACUCUCAGAGGAAUUUAACAUGGCAUGAAAUUAUGGGUUCUUAUAUUUUAGCUGAUUUAGGUCUUCAAUUUGAAAUAAAUUUUGAUGAUGAAUUAUGGGCUUGUUUCAAGAGCGUGGAACUAUUGGAAACAAUGAAAUUUAUGCUUCCGGAAAAUGUUAGAAUGAUAGCUAUAAAGAAAGAAAAAACUCAAAUUAAUGUCAAUGCAGUAACGUUAAUGAUUAACAAUUACAAUUCAAUUUUAUACAAAUUGACCAACGCUCAGAUGCAUCUUUUAAAAGAAAAAAUGCGAGAAAUAGAAUUGAAUAUUCAACCAGGCUUAAUGAGAAUAAAAUGGUCUUCGUUGGGAAUUACUGAGUAUGCUAAUGCUAACUUGAUUCUAAUAAAUAAUUUAAAAACUCUAGUUUUACAAGUAAAACAUGUGGAAAAUGACUUAUUGAAGAGAAUAAAGCAGUUAUCCAAAAUGAAUUUAUUUGAUUUUGACCAGUUACCAGAGGAACUGGAUCGUCCGUUUUGUAAAGACUUCUUUACUUCCAUGUAUGAUAAACGUACAGAAACAAUGUCAAAAUUAAUGAACACAUAUGAUUCGUUUACACCCAUUCUGAUAAAACUCGAAACCAUGGUGUUAAAUACAAAUACUGGACGUUCACCGGUCAUGGAACCAUAUUAUAGUUAUUGGGAAGAGAAGUUGUACAAAUGUUUGAUAUCCAUGACGAUAAGAAAUCUGGAUAGUUUUAACGUAAAAUUAGAAACCAAGGAGCCUAUAUUCCAAGUAGAAGCAGUAGUGGUAACACCAGAAAUUUUACUUAGACCUACAGCGACAGAAAUUUACAAUAUUUUAAUAAAGAAUUCCAAAGAUUUUAUGGAGAGGUUAAGGUUAAUUCCUCGAUGGCAGAACAAGUCAUGCAUUAAUUGCGAGCCAAUUAAAGUGUCACAAACUGAAGAGUUCUUGUACAGUUUUUACGACGAGAUCAUUAGGGUACCUGAUGUGAGCGAAUCGAUCUCAAAACAAGCUGAUUCCGCGCAUAAGGUGAUUUUGGGGAUUAACAAACAAUUACAGAAAUGGAAGAGAUACAGAAAUCUAUGGUCUCACGACAAAACUUCAACUUGUGAAAGGCUCGUUCAAACCACAACUAGUAUUUCAGUGUUUGAUGAAAAGUUCAUGUUUUACUUAGACAUUAUAAGAAAUGUCAACAACUUUAAUCCAUUGAUUAAUAUUGAUAGUAUACAGUUAAAUCUGAGGCCUCUGAUGGACACUAUCGUUAAGCAUUGCUUGGAGUGGAAGACAAUUUUGGGGAGAUUGAUAUAUGAAGAUAAUUUUACAAAAAUGAUAGCAAUGCGAGAAAAAAUAAACCAAUUAAAAAUUUUGGUUCGACUGAAUAUAAAGGGGCUAGAGAAAUUCAAGAAUGUCCUUCAAGCUAUUGCAACUGUCUCAAGAGAAAAUAUAUCUGCAGAACUAGCCUUUUAUAAUUUUCAAGAAACGUACAGGAUGUUAAAUCAACACGAAAUCGAGUAUCCUCCAGAACACGAAGAACUUGCGUAUCUUCUUGAAAAAGAGUGGAAAGAACUACUGCUUUCUGCCAUUUAUAGGGAACAAACUCUGGAAUCCACAAAAGAACGAUUUGCAUUGCUAACUCAGACGCAUAUUAAUGAAUUUUUAGAAGUGAUUGAAAAGUUUUUGAUAAAAUACGAAGCAGAAGGGCCCGGAUCUGUAGGAGAAGAUUUGAAUUUAGGUGUUAAACUAAUGGAUGAAUACCGAAGUCAAUUUGAAGAUUUAGAAACACGAAGAAUAGAUUUAAUGAACGCUGAAAUGUUAUUCGACAUCCCCCUUGCGGAUUACUCGAACUACCUGGCUGCAAAGGCUGAGUUUGAUGGGAUGGAAGUACUAUAUAAAUUAUUUAAAUCGCUUAAACAUGCUAGAGAGAUGUGGGGUAAAACUCUUUGGGCCAAUUUAAAUCCACAAGCUUUAGUAGACGGUAUUGACGGAUUUUUGAAAACAUUUAGAAAGUUGCCAAAAGAAAUGAGAAUUCUAGACGUUGGUGUGACUCUAGAAAAUCAAAUGAAACUGUUCAGAAACGCAGUUCCGCUAAUGGUGGCUUUAAAAAAUGAAGCAUUGAGAGACAGACAUUGGAAGUUACUGAUGGAGAAAACUGGAAUUGAAUUUGAUAUGGCGCCUGAUCGAUUUACCUUGGAUAAUAUGUUCGCCAUGGAACUACAUCGAUAUCAAGAAAUCGCUGAAGAAAUAAUUAGCAAUGCUAUUAAAGAACUAAAUAUAGAAAAAGGAGUUCGAGAUAUCGCAGAAACUUGGACAAAUAUAGUGUUUACUAUAUACAAACAUGUUAAGGGUACCGAAGAUAGAGGUUAUAUUAUCGGUUCAACUGAUGAAAUUAUACAAGUAUUGGAAGAUAAUUCCAUAAAUUUACAAAGCAUGGCAGGAUCACAAUUCGUUGGACCAUUUUUGCCUCAAGUUCAACAAUGGGAGAAGGCCCUUGCAAAUAUCGGGGAAGUGAUCGAUGAAUGGCUCGCUGUGCAAAGAAAGUGGUUGUAUUUAGAAGGAAUAUUCGUAGGUGGAGAUAUACGAGUGCAGUUACCAGAGGAAACAAAACAUUUUGAUAACAUAGAUAAAUCUUUUAGAAAGAUUAUGUUAGAAACAGCCAAAAAGCCGAAUGUUUUAGAUCAAUGUAACUCUCAAGGAAGACUGAACGAGUUAUUAAGUUUAAGCGAUGGAUUGGACCGUUGUCAAAAAUCUCUAAACGAAUAUCUGGAUUCUAAAAGAAGAAGGUUCCCUAGAUUCUAUUUCAUUUCCACGGAAGAACUGUUAUCUAUAUUGGGUGGCAGUGAUCAUACAUGUGUACAAGAUCACAUGAUAAAGAUGUUUGAUAACAUAAAAUCUCUAAGGUUUUCUACUGAUAGCAACGAUAGAAUAAUAGCAAUUGCUAUGAUAUCAUCUGAAGGUGAAGUUCUUGACUUUCGAAAUCCAGUUUCUAUUGAGGGAAAAGUGGAAGAAUGGAUGAAUGCUAUUUUAAAAGAAAUGCGUAUGUCCGUCAGAUUUAUUACUAAAAGUGCCAUAUUUUACUACGGAAAAAUCAGAAGACCCAGAACGAAAUGGAUGUUUGAAUAUCAGGGAAUGAUAACUCUUGCUGGUAGUCAAGUAUGGUGGACAGCAGAAGUUGAAAAUGUAUUUACAAAAAUUGCGAAAGGAAAUAAAAGGGCUAUGAAAGAAUACUUAUUUCAAUUAAACAAACAACUGGAAGAAAUUGUGAUUACUGUCAGAGCGGAACUCUCACCAAAUGAUAGAGCCAAGUUUAGAACUAUUGCAAUUAUAGAAGUACACUCCAGAGAUAUAGUGGAAGGAUUUGUUAGAGACAGUGUAACGGAUAUUACAGAAUUUGAGUGGGAAAGUCAACUAAGAUUCUACUGGGUCAACCAACUGGAUAAUCUCUGGGUAACUCAAUGUUCAGGUUCAUUUGAAUAUGGAUAUGAAUAUAUGGGCUUAAACGGACGACUAGUCAUCACUCCUUUAACAGAUAGAAUUUAUCUCACACUUACUCAGGCUCUGUUAAUGCAUAUGGGUGGUGCUCCUGCGGGUCCGGCAGGCACAGGUAAAACCGAAACCACUAAAGACUUAGCUAAAGCCAUUGCGUUAUUGUGCAUUGUCACUAACUGUGGAGAAGGAAUGGAUUUCAAAGCAAUCGGGACCACAUUAGCUGGACUUGCGCAAUGUGGAGCUUGGGGAUGUUUUGAUGAAUUUAACAGGAUCGACAUAUCGGUACUUUCUGUAAUUUCUACUCAAUUGCAAACAAUUCGAAGUGCCUUGAUGAUGAAGCUGGAAAGAUUUACUUUCGAGGGAGUUGAGAUUUCACUAGACUCAAAAGUUGGUGUUUUUAUUACUAUGAAUCCUGGCUACGCAGGCCGUACAGAAUUGCCAGAAUCAGUUAAGGCUUUGUUCAGACCAGUAGUGUGCAUUGUUCCUGAUUUAGAAAUGAUAUGCAUGAUUUCCCUCUUUUCUGAUGGCUUUUUGGAAUCUAAGGUAUUGGCGAAAAAGAUGACUGUACUAUACAAAUUAGCACAGGAACAGUUAUCCAAACAGUUCCAUUAUGAUUGGGGUUUGAGGGCCCUAAAUGCGGUCUUGCGUAUGGCAGGAGUUUUGAAACGAGCAUCUCCAGAUAUUAAAGAGGCACUUGUACUGAUGAGAGCUCUAAGAGAUAUGAAUCACCCAAAGUUUGUAUUCGAAGAUGUUCCUUUAUUUUUGGGACUCAUCAAGGAUCUUUUUCCUGGAAUGGAUUGUCCUCGAGUUGGGUAUCCAGACUUUAAUGCUGCGGUGGAACACGUAUUGGAACAUGAUGGAUAUAUUAUACUGCCUUAUCAAAUAGAUAAAGUAGUGCAGUUGUAUGAAACUAUGAUGACCAGACACUCGACCAUGGUAAUAGGACCUACAGGAGGAGGCAAAACAGUUGUAAUUCAAGCUCUCGCAAAAGCUCAGACACAUUUAGGUUUGAUUACUAAGCUACGUGUUUUAAAUCCAAAAGCUUGUUCUGUGAUAGAACUUUACGGAAUUUUAGAUCCAACCACACGAGAUUGGACAGAUGGGUUAUUAUCUAAUAUUUUUAGAGAAAUAAAUAAGCCAACUGACAAAGAGGAACGACGAUACAUUGUAUUUGAUGGAGAUGUAGACGCCCUUUGGAUUGAAAACAUGAACUCUGUGAUGGAUGAUAAUAAACUUUUAACUUUAGCGAAUGGCGAACGUAUUCGUCUUCAAACUCCAAUAUGUGCGCUUUUAUUUGAAAUGGGAGAUUUGCAGUACGCUUCUCCUGCCACUGUAUCCAGAGCUGGUAUGGUCUAUGUGGAUCCAAAAAAUGUGGGAUAUCAACCGUAUUGGGAUAAAUGGGUGAAAUCUCGAACGUGGGAGGCGGAAAGGGAGGCUAUGCUAGAAUUGUAUGAGAAGUUUAUACCGGAGUUGUUGGCAUACAUAUUGGAAGGUGUCUUAGGUACUAGACAGGUUGACCCUUUAAAGACGGUGAUUCCACAGACAGGUUUAAACAUGAUAACACAAAUGUGCUGUAUGAUAGAUUCAAUAUAUCCACAAAAAGCAGAUGUAAAUGCAGAUCAAAAUGCAGAAGUCGAUAUGGAUCUUCUUCAAGCUAUUUUUGUGACUUGCAUCUAUAACUCUGCAGGAGCCGCUUUAGUAGAUAGCUGCCGGAAGGAUUUUGAUGAUUACAUGAAAUCUAAAAUUUCAUUUUUGAUAACAGAAGACAAUCCUGAACAACCGUGUGACCUAAGGCACACUCCUACUGCUUUUCCCACCUACUACGACUACUUUUUGGACAUAAACAAGCGUUGCUGGGUCGCUUGGGAAUGGCUAGUGCCCCCAUAUAUACAUGAUCGAACGAAGAGGUAUUCUGAAAUAUUAGUACCCACUAUUGAUACGGUUCGAACAACUUAUAUUUUGGGGUUAAUGAAUAAGAUCAGAAAACCUAUUGUACUGAUUGGAGAAACGGGAACAUCGAAAACGGCGAUUAUUCAGGAUUUUUUAAGAAACCUCGACCAAGAUAUUUUUAUUCUGCUCAAUAUUAACUUUUCAUCAAGGACUUCGUCCAUGGAUGUCCAGAUGAAUCUGGAAUCGUCAGUUGAAAAACGAACCAAAGAAAUUUAUGGACCACCGAUGGGUAAAAAGCUUAUUUGCUUUAUAGACGACAUGAAUAUGCCCCAAGUUGAUGACUAUGGUACACAACAGCCAAUAGCGUUGCUCAAGUUGUUAUUCGAGAAAGGAGGAUUCUAUGACAGAGGUAAAGAUCUCAAUUGGAAAAUCUUAAAAGAUAUAUCCUAUUUCGCUGCAAUGGGUAUAGCAGGUGGUGGAAGAAAUGAAGUAGAUCCAAGAUUCAUAUCGAUGUUUAUCGUUAUAAACUUAGUGUUUCCCACAACGUCAACACUCCAUCAUAUAUAUACCAGUAUUCUGAAUGGUCAUCUGUCAACUUUUGAUGAGGAGGUCCAGAUAGCUCCUCUAUUGAUGACCAUUACAUUAAAUCUUUAUAAUGUUUGCAUUAACCAACUACCACCAACCCCAAGUAAAUUUCAUUACAUUUUCAACAUGAGGGAUCUGUCAAGAAUUACUGCAGGUAUUUGCUUGAGUGUUCCAAAUCUUUAUACAAAACAGGCAUACAUUGUCCGCUUAUGGAGAAAUGAGUUUUUAAGAGUAAUAUGUGACAGAUUGAUAAACCAAGAAGACCAAAACUUAAUGACGAAGCACGUUUUGAUGGAAUUAGAAAAUGCCUUUCCCAAAAAGGAAGAUAAAGCAAAGGAGUUGCUAAAACAAAUCGACGACGAUGACUUUGUAUUUGAGCCGAUUCAAGAACAACAAGAGGAUGAGGAGGAAAAAAUAGAUAUUGUAGAAUAUGCAAUGCGAGAUCCGAUUUUGUUCGGAGACUUUCGCAAUGCAACUAACGAAGCCGAACCCCGAUUCUAUGAAGAUUUGCUCGAUUAUGAAGCCGUAUACUCCCUCUUUCAAGAACUCAUUGAAUUAUACAAUGAAAAGAAAGAAAAAAUGAAUAUUAUUCUUUUUAACGAUGCUCUGGAACAUCUAACCAGAAUAUACAGAGGAUUGCGGCUGGAAAGGGGUCACAUGAUGUUGGUUGGCGUAGGAGGAUCUGGCAAACGAAGUUUUACCAGUCUAGCAGCUUUUACUGCUGGAUGUGAGGUUUUCGAAAUAACGCUUUCUAGAGGAUACAAUGAAACUUCCUUUAAAGAAGACCUGAAAAAACUAUAUACGCAACUAGGCCCAGACGAUAUACCAUCCUGCUUCUUUUUUACAGCUGAUCAGAUUAUCGAAGAAGGUUUUCUAGAGUUUAUAAAUAACAUUCUUAUGAUCGGAUAUGUCCCCUCUUUAUUUGCAGAAGAUGAAAAAGAUCAAAUUAUAAAUUCUUGCAGAAAUGCAGCUAGCAAAGCGGGAUAUGGUGUAGCUAAAGACUCUGUCUGGCAAUAUUUUCUGCAUACUUGUCAGGAUAACUUACACGUGGUUUUAUCAAUGUCCUCUGCUGGAGAUCUUCUAAGCAAACGAUGUCGCAACUUUCCAGGAUUAGUCAAUAAUACUACUAUUGAUUGGAUGUAUCCAUGGCCUUUACAGGCCUUAGUUGCCGUUGCCUCAGCUUUCUUAAAGGAAAACCCAUUGUUACCUGAACAAUAUCGUGAUAAUAUUAUUGAACAUGUAGUACACGUGCAUAGUUCUGUUACUGUCAAAUAUACUUCAGAUUACUUAUUGAAAAUGAGAAGAAAGAAUUAUGUCACGCCGAAACAUUAUUUAGACUUCAUUAAUACCUAUUUGAGGUUACUGGAUGAGAAAGGCAACUAUAUAAAUUCUCAAUGUGAACGUUUGAAAAGUGGUUUAAAGAAAAUUGAAGAAGCGACUGUGGAACUUGAUGUAUUAAACAAGCAAUUGGCCAAACAAAAAAUUCGCGUUGCCCAAGCGACAGCAGAAUGUGAAGCUAUGUUGACAGAAAUAAACGCAAAUACCCAAGAAGCUACCGGCAAGAAAAACGUCGCCUCACUCAAAAGUCAGGAAAUUGAAGAACAAGCUAAAAUAAUCGCAAGCGAACAAGUUGAGGCUGAAGAAGCUUUAGCUGAAGCUCUUCCUGCAUUAGAAAUAGCUAGACUAGCAUUAUCAGACUUAGAUAAAUCUGAUAUUACUGAGAUUAGGUCAUUCGCAACACCGCCCGAGCCCGUUCAAACAAUUUGCGAAUGUAUUUUGAUACUCAGAGGUUAUAAGGAAAUCAACUGGAAAGCCGCAAAAGGAAUGAUGGCUGAUAGCAAUUUUUUGCGAACUCUACAAGAAAUGAACGUCGAUGCCAUCACACAAAGUCAACAAAAGGCCGUCAAAGCGCAUAUGAAAAAUUCCAAAAAAUUAGGCGAAAUGCAGAAUAUCAGUAAAGCAGGUUAUGGCCUAUUGAAAUUUGUGCAGGCUGUACUAGGAUAUUGCGAAGUCUUUAAGGAAGUGAAACCAAAAAUGGAAAGAGUAGAGCAACUUCAAGCAGAUUAUCAAGCAGCUAAGAACUUUUUAGAUAAAUUAAAUAGAGAGAUUCAGAAACUAGAGGACAAAUUAAACCAACUAAACGAGAGGUAUGCUGCGGCAAUGAAAAGGAGAAUCGAAUUGCAAGAGGAAACUGAUUUAAUGAUGAAGAGAUUAGAGGCUGCCCAAAAAUUGAUUACCGGUUUGAGCUCUGAACAAGAAAGGUGGAAACGUGAACUUGGAGAGCUUUUCUCUGCAAAAGACCGUCUAAUAGGUGACUGUCUAGUGUGUUCGGCAUUUUUGGCAUAUUGCGGACCUUUCACUUUCGAAUACAGGAAAACUAUGAUGUAUGAUGACUGGAAAACGGAUAUUGUAAACAGACAAAUACCAUUGACACAGCCUUACAAAACCGAAGAUCAUUUGAAAACAGAUGUUGAGGUCAGCACUUGGAUAUCCGAACAUUUACCGCCUGAUGAAUUGUCUAUCCAAAACGGUAUAUUAACCUUACGGGGUUCUAGAUUUCCACUUUGCAUCGAUCCUCAACAGCAAGCCUUAAAUUGGAUUAAAAAAAGGGAGGAAAAGUUUAACCUAAAGAUACUAAGCUUCAAUGACUCCGACUUUGUAAAACAUCUGGAUAUAGCUAUAAAAUACGGUUCUCCAAUUUUGUUCCAAGAUGUCGAUGACUACAUAGAUCCAAUGGCCCAAAAUGUAAUUUUAAAGAACAUUAAAGUGCAAUCGGGGAGAGUUUUUGUUAUGUUGGGAGAUAAAGAAGUCGAUUGGGAUCCAAACUUUAGAUUAUACAUGACUACGAAAUUUGCCAAUCCAGCUCUUAAUCCCUCAGUAUUUGCUGUUGCUGUGGUUAUCAAUUAUACAGUCACUCUCUCAGGAUUGGAGGACCAACUACUUAGCGUAGUAGUUCGUAAUGAGCGACCGGAUUUAGAGGAACAACGAGAACACCUCAUAGCGGAAACUAGCACGAACAAAAGUCUUUUAUCGGAACUAGAAGAUUCUCUUUUAAGAGAACUUUCCACCACUACUGGUAAUAUGUUGGAUAACGUAGAGCUGGUAACCACCCUAGAAAAUACCAAGACAAGAGCAAUCGAAGUAAUGGAAAAAUUAGCACUGGCUAGCGAGACCUCUAAGGACAUCGAUAAGUUAAGAGAUGGAUAUAGAGCAGUAGCAAAAAGAGGUGCAGUGCUUUUCUUCGUUUUAUCAGACAUGGCUGGUGUCAAUGCUAUGUAUCAAUAUUCCUUGGAAUCGUAUUUAGAGGUGUUCGCUUCUUCGCUGAGGAAGGCUCUUCCCCAUACACUUUUGACAAAAAGACUGGAGAAUAUAAAAAACAUGUUAACAAAGAAUGUGUACGAUUACGGCUGUACUGGUAUUUUUGAAAAACACAAAUUACUUUACUCAUUCCAGAUGACUUCUAAAUUAGAACAGAGUGAAGAUAAGGUUAACCAAGCUGAAAUCGAUUUCUUCAUAAAGGGUACUGUGACUCUAGAAAGAACAGCCAGGGAAUGUCCUGCCCCAUGGAUCUCUGCGCAAAAUUGGGAAAACAUUGUGAGAUUAUCUGUAGACUUUCCAGAUUCAUUCUGGGAACUACCAUCACAACUUGAAAAAUUCAUGGAACAAUGGUAUACAUGGUACGACCACGAUAGUCCAGAAGAUGAAGAAUUUCCAUGCAAAUACAAAGAAAAACUGCCACAGUUUCAUAUUUUAAUGUUGCUCAGGUGCUUUCGAGUAGACCGAGUAUAUAGAGCUGUAGGAAAUUAUAUUACAAAUAUAAUGGGAGAAGAAUUUAUCAUGCCCCCCGUAAUAAGUCUGGAUAGUAUUUAUGAUCAAAGUAGUCCUUUAAUGCCAGUGUUAUUUAUUCUUAGCCCUGGCUCUGAUCCUACGGUAGAACUUAUGAAAUUAGGUGACAGAUGUGGCUUUGGAGGUGGAAAGUUCAGGUAUCUUUCGCUGGGUCAAGGUCAAGAAGAAACAGCGCUUUCACUUCUCGACAUUGCAAUAUCUAGAGGUCAAUGGCUCAUGUUUCAAAAUUGUCAUUUACUGCUUUCUUUUAUAAAAAGGCUAGAAAAACAGCUCGAAAAAAUUAGCAAACCCCAUCCUGACUUUAGAUUAUGGCUAACCACCGACCCAGUGGAUACGUUUCCCAUCGGAGUUUUACAGAGGUCGUUAAAGGUGGUCACGGAACCACCCAAUGGCCUGAAACUAAAUCUACGUAAUACCUUUACUAAAAUUCGAUCGAAGAUACUGGACCAAUGCUCGCAUCCAUCGUAUAAAUCCUUAGUGUAUGUCCUGGCGUUUUUCCAUGCAGUAGUUCAAGAACGGAGAAAGUAUGAUAAAAUUGGUUGGAAUAUUUGUUACGAUUUCAAUGAAUCUGAUUUUAAUGUAUGCGUUACAAUUUUAAACACAUACUUAACCAAAGUAGUCAAAGCUAAAGAUACCAAAAUACCUUGGAAUAGUUUGAAAUAUUUAAUUGGAGAGGUUAUGUACGGAGGAAGAGUUAUAGAUGAUUUCGAUAGGAGGAUUGUAAAAACUUAUAUGGAUGAAUAUAUGGGAGAUUUUCUAUUUGAUACAUUUCAACCAUUUCAUUUUUAUCACGAUCAUACUGUGGAUUAUACUGUCCCACCUGAUGGAACCAAAGAAGAAUAUAUUGCAUUUAUAGAUGAACUACCUCUUACCAACAGCCCUGAAGUGUUUGGUUUGCACGCAAAUGCUGAAAUAGGCUAUUACACGAAAGCUACUAAAGAAAUGUGGAAUAUUUUAAUUGAAUUACAACCUCAAACAUCAACAACUGGCGUUGGUAUUAGCAGGGAAGAAUUUAUAGAUAACGUUGCCCAAGAUAUCAUUAAAAAAAUACCUGAAGAAUAUGAAAUAUGGAAGGUGAGAAGAUAUUUUCAAAGAAUGAUGUCCCCAACAGUAGUAGUGCUUCUUCAAGAGCUAGAAAGAUUUAAUAAGCUUAUAGCUACAAUGCUAAAAACACUAGUUCAACUGCAUAAAGCCCUGUGCGGUGAAAUAGGCAUGGAUAGUGUAUUAGACAACGUGGCUUAUUCUUUAUUUAACGGACAGCUACCUACAUCAUGGAGAAGAUUAGCGCCGGCAACUUGCAAGAAUCUUUCCGGAUGGCUUGAACACUUUGAACAAAGACAACAACAGUAUUUUAAUUGGUCUACAACCGGUGAACCUACAGUACUCUGGAUAUCUGGUUUACACAUUCCUGAAACUUAUUUAGCUGCUUUGGUUCAAAUAUCUUGUCGAUUACAUAACUGGCCAUUGGAUAGAUCUACCUUGUAUACUUCUGUUACCGAACACGUAGAUCCAGCUGAUGUUGUUCUUCGACCCCAACAAGGAAAUUGCCUUGUCCACGGACUUUACCUGGAAGGAGCUUCCUGGGAUGUCGAAAACAAUUAUCUAAAACAAUCAGCACCCAAGGUAUUGAUCGAGAAGCUACCAGUUUUGGCAGUAGUCCCCAUCGAAGCCUACAGACUUAAGUUGCAGAAUACUUUCAGAACACCUGUCUAUACCACUUCCCAACGAAGAAACGCUAUGGGUGUAGGUUUAGUUUUCGAAGCUGACUUAAGAACCACUGACCAUAUUAGCCACUGGGUACUACAAGGAGUUUGUUUAACAUUAAACACAGACUGAUUUAGGUUUACAAUAUAUUUUUUACUUUUUUAUUUACAUAUUUGAAUACUAAUGUUAAAUAUUUGAAUAUUAACAAUAAAUCAAAAAUAAAUACAUAAAUGAUUAUAAAAUAAAA
This is a messenger RNA of Diabrotica virgifera virgifera (western corn rootworm), 14697 nucleotides long. RefSeq names its product dynein axonemal heavy chain 10 (gene Dhc98D). The transcript is spliced from 64 exons. The coding region runs from base 66 to 14582 and encodes 4838 amino acids. NCBI's taxonomy places the organism in Eukaryota, Metazoa, Arthropoda, Insecta, Coleoptera, Chrysomelidae. Gene Ontology annotation, cellular component: dynein complex. The record is from RefSeq and is a predicted model, not a curated record. Gene Ontology annotation, biological process: microtubule-based movement. Gene Ontology annotation, molecular function: dynein intermediate chain binding; ATP binding; dynein light intermediate chain binding.